Molecule: messenger RNA, 1930 nt
Organism: Lentinula edodes (shiitake mushroom)
Lineage: Eukaryota; Fungi; Basidiomycota; Agaricomycetes; Agaricales; Omphalotaceae
Product: Misato segment II tubulin-like domain-containing protein
Exons: 12
Coding region: 79-1626 (515 amino acids)
Biological process (GO): mitochondrion distribution
Cellular component (GO): cytoplasm
Source: RefSeq, a predicted model, not a curated record
UCUUUUCAUAUCUUUUCAUUCAUGAGCGUUGACGUUGAGGCGUUGAGUGUACACUAAUCGUGGUGAAAGAUAUUGAAUAUGCGAGAAAUCCUUUACGUUCAGGCCGGAAACUUGGCUAAUUACAUUGGCACACACUUCUGGAAUACUCAGGAGAGCUAUUUUACCUACUCAGAUCAUGAAGAAACUCUCUUCAAUCACGACGUUUCUUUCAGAGAAGGUGAAACGCCCCAGGGAGAUCCUACGUAUUGCCCAAGACUGAUAUCCUUCGACCGUAAAGCCAAUUUCGGAGCUCUCUCUAAAACAAAUACAUUUUACGAGAACGAUGAUAUUGAAGAUUCCCAGCUGUGGCAGGGAGAGGUCGCUGAAUACGAACAUGUGCCUAUAGAACCACAUGCCUACCAAACACACCUCCUUCAGAGCGACCGCGAGUCUACCUUCUCUGCACUAGAUUCCGUCCACGGCAUCAGGUAUUGGUCUGAUUUCAACCGUGUGUUCUAUAUUCCUCGGACAAUCCAAAUGCUCCCGGAUGUUCCAGACUGGCAGCAAUCUGAAGGGGAUUGGGCUUUUGGUCAAGAGUCGUUCCAGCGAUACAACGAAGAGACAGAGCUGAUGGAAAGUUCUGUUCGUUUAUUCAUAGAGGAAUGUGAUUCAUUCCAGGGUCUACAAUUGAUGAGUGACACUUCAACUUUUGGAUCUUUUUCGACCUCGUUUCUCAUGGCGUUCAAUGACGAAUUUUCGAGGGCGCCCUGCUUAUCCUUUCCGCUGAUGGGGGAUGCCGUACCGCGGAACGUCAAUGUGGAAAAUGCGGUGCUCACAAGGAAAAUUGUCAACGACGCUGUCUACCUGAGAGAGCUAGACAGUUUAUCUCUUUUAACCGUUCCCAUACUAAACCCGAAAACAUGGUCUCAAGAUUAUUGGGACGUAAACCUAAAAAUCAGCGAUGACCACUAUCACAUAUCCUCGAUACUCUCUGCGCACAUUGAGAGCGCGACUCUUCCUCUUCGAUUGAAAGUAAAUAAUGAGGAUAUCUCGAGCAUUUCCGAGAAUCUCAAUUUCCAUGGAACGCAUCGAUUCAGUCAGUUGGCAGGGAUUUUCCCAGUGGCUCCCGGUGCUACGCCACAAGACUUCUUGCGACAGUCAUUCAAUUUUUCAAUUCUUCGAAAUUCCUCGAUGGCAACAGUGAAUUUCGCUCGAAGAGAUGUUACACGAGGGUUUUCUGCCUCAAAUCUUCAAGCCUACAAUUCGUGGUAUUCCCAAGAAGUCAUCAAAGGACCUUUUGUCUCAAGCACGCAUGCACAAGCUUACCCUUUGCCAUCUUCCUUCCCUGACAUCUUUCGCGAUGAGGGGAUCCUCACCAAUCAUAGGCAAACAUUGCACACGGAAAGAAAUCCCGUGCUCCCUUCUGCGUCCUUGUUCACCACUUUGAGUGCAAACAGCAGGACUGCAGAAAUGUUUGCCGACUAUGCAAAAGUCGCGCAGACAUGUGUUGAUCGGCGCAAGAUUGGUAUUUUACCAGGUCUGGUUGAUAGCUUGGACGAUAUCAAGGAACUUGUUAAUGAUCUUUGGACCAUACAUGAUGGUUAUUCAGAGCGUUCUGUGGAUGAAUCAGAUUCUGAUAACUCUUAAUGCAUAUGAAGUCGGGCAUGGCUCCGUUAUGCGUAAUCGUAUAAGCUAUGUAAAGUUCCCAAUUGCUCCCUUUGCUCCCUUGGCGAACAACGCCGUAUCUUACGACUUCGUGCAUGUACACCCGUGUCCCAUUCUUUUCCUCGGUCACUCCGGCUGAUUUGGAUGACCCACUUUCAGCUCGGAUGCAUUGCGGGAUGUUUGCAAAUCGUGCCGCGUUCAAGUUACUUCAGGAACGGGGUCGUUCUGUCCAGGUAAUUCAUGUUAUACCGAGCAAAGUGGCAUUUCGAGGGUUCGUCAAUAGACG